Molecule: messenger RNA, 5444 nt
Organism: Halichondria panicea
Lineage: Eukaryota; Metazoa; Porifera; Demospongiae; Suberitida; Halichondriidae
Product: hemicentin-1-like
Exons: 24
Coding region: 56-5362 (1768 amino acids)
Biological process (GO): cell surface receptor signaling pathway; G protein-coupled receptor signaling pathway
Cellular component (GO): membrane
Molecular function (GO): protein binding; G protein-coupled receptor activity; calcium ion binding
Source: RefSeq, a predicted model, not a curated record
UGGGGCUCGUUCUGCAAGAUUUAAUCUCUGAACUAGAAAUCAACCACUGACCACAAUGUCCAGAUCAUUGUGGCUGCUCCUGUCUCUCUGUGGCCUCACAGCUGCUGAGUAUGUGUGCUACAGAGAUGACACCUGCUCAGUGGAGGAUCCUAGACCAGUGUUUAGCCUGGCUGACAGUCUGGAGCAGUGCUGCAGCAUGCCCAACAUUGCUGGAGGAAGACCUCAUGAGUUAACCAACUGCACUUCUUGUGGUCCCGUCCUUGCAAGAGCAGUGGGUCCAGUCAACGUGAUACUCACACCUCCCCACACACUGGUACUGGAGGUGGAGGCCAGAGCCUUUGCAGCCAUCACAUGGCUUAUCAAUGGUACUGCUAUGCAUGCCUUUCCCCGACUCUCUCUAGAGAUGUUCUCCAAGCGUCUGUUGUUAGUCAACACUACCUCAGAGGAUGGUGGUGUCUAUGAGGCUGAUGUCUACCCCAUUGGAGGAGGUCCACCAUUGGUGGUCCAGUUUACUGUACUCCUUCCCCCCACUCCUACAGUGACUGCAUGGCCUCCGAUCAUAGAGCUAAACACUUACCAACCUGACACUACCAUCACUUUCAUGUGUGAAGGAACACAGAUGCUAACCUGGACCAACAGUUUGAUUCCAGGCUUGCUGAAUGAUUACUGUGAGAGUGAUCCAGUGGAUGGAGAGGCCCCCCUGGAAACCACCACGCUCCAGCCUAGUACCACUGACAUGUUGGGAGAGGCCCCACUCUUCACCCAGUCACCUCCUAGCUCUGGUAGGAGGAGGAGAAGGAACUUCAACACACUCCCCUCCACUCAUUGCAGUGUGUUCAGCUCAGAGCCAGUCAACGGCACUCUGCUCUCCAUGCUCGUCAUCAAUGGAGAGCUGUUAGAACAAUCACUAUAUUUCACUUGUCAUGGGAAUGAAAGUGGUAGCUCUUCAGUUCAACUACUAGUUACAAAUGAGCCAUACUUCACUACAAGGCCACGAUCUCUUUGUCCCAUUGUAUCUCAGGACCUGGUGUUAGUGUGUGGGGCUAGAGCAGACUCUCCUCCCACUCUCCUCUGGUUAAGGAGGGUGGGAAAUGAGACCACACCCAUAUCUCCCUCCCUACGCCUCAACGUAACUAUGGAUACUGUGAGUACCACGGCAACAGAGUCGACGCUGAGAGUGGAGGGUGUGGCUACGACAGAUGGUGGGGAGUAUAUCUGUCAAGUCAGCAGUAAUGGUUCUACCAGUGAGACAGCAACACUGGUGACUGUGAGAGUGCCUGCCAACAUCUCAGAGGGUCCAGUAGACACAGAGUUCCCUGUGGGGUCAGUAGCUUGGUUAGUGUGUUAUGCGACUGGUGUACCCCUCCCUCUGCUCACUUGGUCUCUUGUGAAGGAGAAUGGAUCUCAGCAACUCCUAGAUGAUCUCUCACUCACCAACAAAUACACCAUCACGACUAUACAGGACACAGAGGGCAACGUUGCCAGUAGCAACCUGACCUUCCCACACUUUCAGCCCUCUGAUAUUGGCCGAUAUGCUUGCAACGCUAUGAAUGGAGUUACCCUCCCCCAAGGGUACACUCAAUACCAGCAAGCUUACCUUGACUUACAACCAGUUGAGUGCAGCGCUGAUGAGGUGCUGUGCUCUAGUCGUGUUGAGUGUGUACUCUUCACUCUGACCUGUGACCUUACAGCGGACUGCUCUGAUGGCAGUGAUGAAGACUGCACUACAUUUGCAGCGUCCAUCAUAAGAGCACCAGAGGAUACCAUGGUUACAGCAUAUAGUAACACCUCACUCAACUGUCAGAGCUUUGGUGAGGGUACUAACAUCACGUGGUCCUUCAAUGGUCGUCCCCUUGUGUUGAAUGAGAUGACACUGAUACAAGAGAGCUAUGAUCCUGAUACUAGCAUCACCAGCAGCUACCUCACAUUAAUCAGUCCUUCUCUGGAGGAGGCUGGUGUCUAUCACUGCACUGUCAGCAAUGGUGUCCCUAUCACUAGCCCAAGAACACUCCAUACUGCCAACGCUUCCCUCCUGAUUCUGCCCAUUGCCCCCAGUAUUGAGAUCAGGCCGGCCACCGAGGCUCCAGUAGUUGAGAGGGACACACUUUAUCUUGAGUGCCAUGCUAGAGCUAGUCCAUCCCCGCUCAUUAGCUGGCUCAGGAAUGGCCGCCCACUCACACUCUCCACAUCGCUGGAUUACAAGGUCAGGAUAUGGUACACAACACUGACGAGUGGGCGGGCACUCAGUGUGCUGACUGUGCAACAAUUGGUGCCUGGCAACGAUGACGGGAACUAUACGUGUCGUCUUGACAACACAGUUGACCCGGCAACCAAUAUCUCGCUGACUGCUAGUGUGAGUGUGAGUAUUUCCAUCAAUGACAACUGUCCAGCAAUGUUUUGUCUCAAUGAUGGGACCUGCCUGGAUCUGGUGAAUGGGUUCGUGUGUUUGUGUGUGCCUGCCUUUGAAGGUACUGACUGCAGUAUACCUGUGGAAGAUGUGGUGAGUCCUGAGAUAGUACAGUCUCCUCGAGGCAGUCGUGUGGAGAUACUGAGUUCAGUGGACUUGUUCUGUGAUGCUGAAGGAUCUCCCCAGCCCACCUUCUCUUGGCAACAGGAUGGAGUGUCUGUGGGGGGUACUGGACCACUGGGGGUAUUGAGACUGACUGAAGUGAGACCAGAGGACAGAGGAUUCUACACUUGCACAGCACACAACAUUCAUGGGACCAGUCGAGAGUCCGCUGCUGGUCUCAUCACAAUCAGAGGUGUCUACCAGUACCUGAUGAAUGUGUCUGACUGUAGCACAGAUAGUCUGGAUGACACCAUUGCGCUGAUGACCAUCUCUCUAGUGGGCAAAGCUCUCACUCUCAUCAACAACGCCACCCUCUACUCUGUCACUGCACGCCCUCUUCUGAUUGGACCACCUCCAUCCAACCAAGUCCUGGUUACGAUAGUGACAGGUAGCAACUACGAGCCGAUUGGUCGGACCACCGCUGACCUACAGACAGCACUCCUCCAUGAGCUGUCUAGUAUCACUAUCUCUCAUGCCUGCAACUUCACACACAUCAUCAGAUAUGAUGGUUGCCCAGUGGAUAGGUACAGCUUCAGUAGUACCGGGGUAUUGUGGGCGGAGUCAGACAUAAACCCCACCCCCAUUGUCCAGCAGUGUCCGUGUGGUACUCUCAACACAACUAUAGAAGAGGAGCGUAUGUUGAGUCGUGUGUGUGGGGGCACGUUCAGACUGGGGGGAGAGUGGGCGGAGGUGGAGGAUAUAUGUGGAUACUCACACAUCACACACGGACUCUGUGACAUCACCAAUUUUCAAGUGGUGGAGCAGUUUAGUAAAGUGGAGACUGCUACACAAGAGAUAGCAUUGUUUGAUGCGUUUGACUUGUCUAUAGCAUCUGUGAUCCUGACCCUCCUGGCCAGCUCAUCUCAGGCAAUCAACAGCAGAGCACACCAGGAGAGCUUUGCUCAGACUUACAGCAAUAUUUUGCUAGCCAACAAAGAUGAGAUCACUAAGAGCCAGCAAAUAUUCAAGUCUACUUCUGAGUUGUUGGAGAGUCUGGAGGUGUUUGUGUUAGGACUGGCUGUGGAGAAUGGAUCAAUGACCUCUCUCAACACAGAGCUGGUUCAGAUACAAGUGGAGGCUGUAGGAGGUAGUGGUGGGGGGUCUUACACACCUCAGCUUAAUAUCAGUGACAUCCUUGUGGGGGGUAACAUCACCCUACCCCCUGCAUUGCUCUCGGAGGGACUACGCGUGGCUAAUUUGGUACUACUGAGAGACACACUGUUUGUAUAUGAUGAGGCUAGUCUGAAUGAACUGACUCUGGGAAACUUGUUUAUUUCUGCCGCACUUCUCGAGAGAGUGGAAGAUCUGAGUCAGCCUGUCAUUAUAGAAUUCUACCAGUCAGAGAUGCCUGGCAACGAGACUACCAAUGCUACAUGUUUGUUCUGGGACCUCACAGCUAAAGACGGAGCUGGUGAUUGGUCCAGUGAUGGCUGUAGACUAGUAGACAUACAAGAGGAGAGAGUGACAUGUGAAUGUAACCACCUCACUCACUUUGGAGUACUGCUGGCUAUUAGUCCAGUCACAGUACCCAACCUUCCCCUGGAGAUCAUCUCUUAUAUUGGUAUAGGCCUCUCCCUGGUGUGUAUUGCAGUGAUCCUCAUCACCUACCUCUGUUCUAGGAAAUUACGGAAGAAUGUGACAGGAAAGCUGGUCAUGAACAUGUGUAUACCAUUGGGGCUGUUCUAUGUGUGGUUUCUGGUGGCCAUUCACGGCCGCUACUACACUUCAUUUGAAUGGUUCUGUUUCGUGACCUCGUCUCUAGUGCAGUACUUCCUGCUAGUGUAUCUGUCCUGGACCACGGUGGAGGCACUGCACAUAUACCUCCAGCUUGUCAAGGUGUUUGGUAGUGAUAUACCACACUACAUGCUCAAGUCUGCCCUGUUUGCUUGGGGUGUUCCAGCUAUCAUCACUGCACUCUGCACUGCACUAGGCAUACACUACAGCCUCUGGGCCAUCUAUGAUGAGAACACACUCUUCAUAUGUUAUCCCAGUAGCUGGCCGCUCUACUUUGGAGUCAUUGCUCCAUUUGCUCUCACCUUUCUCUUCAAUAUCACCUUGUUCCUUGUUGUCAUGGUUUCCCUUAUAAAACGCUUUUAUCGGAAAAGAAAGAUGAACUAUUCGGAACCCAAUCAAAUGAAGGAGCUACGGAAUCUCAUUGUGAUUGGUACAAGUCUCUCUGUGUUGUUUGGGUUGGGUUGGGUGUUUGGUUUGCUGGCUCAGAUCCCACAACCUCUCCUCUCAUCUAUUGCUCAGUACAUCUUUAGUGUGUGUGUUGGGUUUCAAGGAACGCUCAUAUUUGUCCUGCAUGGCCUAAGAUCUGCUGAUGUUCGUCGUGUGUGGAAACAAUGCUUCUACAAGAUCAUAUGCUGUGUACCCACUCCGCCAGGUCUCCUCACUAACUACACUAGCUCACAACUUCCCUCCCCAUUGAGGAAGACUGCACCCAUAACAGUGGUUAGCCAGCCUACUCCUCCUGAAAUCUCACUGGGGGCUAGUAGACACUCUGAGAACCCAGUCUACCAGUCCACCGAGACACUGGAAACCACACCCUACCACCGUGCUACCCACGCACUGGACACACUCGACAUGGCCCACCUUGCUACACAUGACAAGAUGGCACUAUUACAAGAGCAAGAGAGCGAGUGGCAGUCGCUAGAGGUCAACUUUGUUGGAGAAGGUGAUUCGAGCAACGAUGAUGAGCCGUAUUUCAGAGACCUCAAUCAAGUUCCCUUCAGUGAAGGACAACUAGGCACUGCCAUUGCAGGAGGAGACCAAGAGACUACUACACUAUAGACACAUCUAGCCUAUUAGAGUUAUCCCCUACCCCCACCCCUUUGUAGUUUGACUCAUUUUACAUGUUAUUACAGAAAUGUUA